AUGUCACAUUUAAAAAGACAACAGGAUUUAAGAAGACAACCAAGAGGCAAUAACGUGACUAAGGUGACUAAGGCAUUCACUAGUUGUAGGCAAAGGCACGCAAGAUGCUUUGGAGGAGUACCUUAUUAUCGUUGUACAGAACAUAAAUUUGAGCGUAUUUUUAUUGAUUCGAGUAAAAAACGUGGGUCAAAGAAAAUUAUUCGAAAUGAAAAAGUUAAUUAUUUAAAAAUUGCUCACGAAUAUUCAAAGUUAAGUAAAAAAGUAAAUGACUUAAAUAUCGUUCAAAAUGAAGAUACAAUGGUAUGGGAAAACUUAAAGGCUGAGUUUAGAACAUCCAAUAUAAAAGAGUUUGAUUAUUCUCUCUUCAACAUCCAGAAGCAGAUUGGAAACGGUGAAUUUUCAAUCGUAUACUCAGCUGAUUUAAAAGGAGAAAUGUAUGAGCAAUGUAAUAACAAUCAUGAAGAUAUUAAUCCAUCUUUAACUGUGACAAAUUUUUCUGAAACUAAACAAAACAUGCCAACGGUUGAAUACAACAAAGAAAAUUCGUCUGCUAAACUGAAUGAAUCGUUAGAAGUUAAAUCUGACAUUUUAAUUUUGGACGCACACUGUAAAUGUAUACAAUUUCUAAGACAAACUGAGCCUACGUUGGAAAACACUGCUGCCUCACAGGUCGAUAAUGAUAUUAAUUCGCCUCCGCUUGUUCCGAAGAGUGACGUAACUGUCACGAUAUUUAAUUCUAUAAAACAUUAUGUACGGAGAAGACGAAGAGCAAGGAAGAUUCCGAGCUCUACACUUCCGAGUUCUAAAUAA
Molecule: messenger RNA, 810 nt
Organism: Dentiscutata heterogama
Lineage: Eukaryota; Fungi; Glomeromycota; Glomeromycetes; Diversisporales; Gigasporaceae
Source: the annotation of a GenBank genome assembly